UUUAUUCGUGAGUUUGGUGGGGGGCCGUGAAUGCACCGUGACGUAAAACUCUUGCGACGCACGUGUGGACGUCGCGAGGAGCAGAGAUGGACGCGGAGAGGCUACAGUUUCAUGAAAUGGGCUUAGACGACCGUCUUUUAAAGGCGGUUGCAGAUCUGGGUUGGUCCCAGCCCACACUGAUCCAGGAGAAGGCCGUCCCUUUGGCUCUGGAGGGGAAAGACCUUCUGGCUCGAGCCCGGACCGGUUCUGGGAAGACUGCUGCUUAUGCCAUACCUGUCAUCCAGCGCAUCCUGACCUCCAAACAGAGCGUUCGUGAGCAGGAUGUGAGAGCUCUGGUCCUGGUACCGACCAAAGAGCUGGGUCAGCAGGUCCAGAACAUGAUGAGAAAGUUAGCAGCGUACUGUUCGAGGGACGUCCGAGUGGCCGACAUCUCCGGAAAAGCCGACCUAUCAGCACAGAGGCCGAUCUUAAUGGAGAAGCCUGAUGUGAUCGUGGGGACGCCGUCCCGCGUGCUCGCCCACCUCAACGCCCAGAACCUGGUCCUGCACUCGACCCUUGAGAUGCUGGUCGUAGACGAAGCCGACCUGCUUUUCUCUUUUGGCUUCGAGGCGGAUCUGAAGAACUUGUUGUGUCACCUGCCGAAGAUCUACCAGUCGUUCCUGAUGUCGGCUACUUUCACUGAGGACGUUCAGGCCUUAAAGGAGCUGCUGCUUCACAACCCGGUGAUCCUGAAGCUUCAGGGCUCUCAGCUCCCUGGCGGCAGUCAGCUGCAGCAGUACAGCAUCAAGUGUGAGGAGGAGGACAAGUUCCUGCUCAUCUACACGCUGCUGAGGCUGCGGCUGGUUCAGGGCAAGACGCUGGUGUUUGUGGGAGCGGUGGACAGAUGCUACAGACUCAAGCUGUUCCUGGAACAGUUCAGCAUUCCUGCCUGCGUUCUCAACUCCGAGCUGCCCGUCCAGUCCAGGUGUCACAUCAUCACUCAGUUUAACCAGGGGUUUUACGACUACAUCAUCGCCACAGACGAGCAGAGUUUGUCCACUCCAGCCGGUGCCGCGCAGACAUCUGAAGGCAAAGGCAAGAGGAAGGCGACAGAUAAAGGAGCAAAGGGUAAAGACAAAGAGUACGGAGUCUCCAGAGGCGUGGACUUCCAAAAUGUUUCCAACGUCAUCAACUUCGAUUUCCCCACAACUUUCGAUUCGUACAUUCAUCGAGUUGGACGAACGGCGAGAGCAGACAACCCCGGCACCGCUCUGUCCUUCGUCUCCAACACUGAGACUGGUUUUCUGUCAGAGGUGGAGGAAGCUCUGAUGGGAGAUAAUGCUGAUUGUGUUCUGAAACCUUACCAAUUUAAGAUGGAGGAGAUUGAAGGCUUCAGGUACAGGUGCAGGGACGCCAUGCGCUCAGUGACCAAGCAGGCGGUGAGGGAGGCCCGACUGAAGGAGAUCAAACAGGAGCUGCUCAAUUCAGAAAAACUCAAGACGUAUUUCGAGGACAACCCGAGAGAUCUGCAGCUGCUCAGACACGACAAAGACCUCCAUCCUGCCGUCAUCAAACCUCACCUGAAGAACGUGCCAGAGUACCUCGUCCCAGAGACUCUGAGGAGCGUGGUGAAUCCGCUGUCGGCCAGGAGGAAGAAGCUGAGGAAGGAAAAACAGGAAGGAGUCGCCAAACCCAGUUUCAAGAAGAACGUCCAGGGGAAGAACCCGCUCAAGAGUUUCCGUUACACCGGAGGGAAGAACAGAAAAGGCAAAGCCGGCAAGUCGUAGCUGCAGCAGCAGGACACGUGAAUGUGAAUCAGUCCUGGAAGUUUGAACUGUGCAGAGACCUUCAGCAGGAGAGCGGUUCUGUCUGCGGUGUUGGCCGAGGCCAGACUAAUAUAAUCGUAUGGACUCUGGAUUUAACGGGCUGUUGAAGCUGUUUGGACCACGGACGAAAUGGAUUUUGAAUACUGACUCAUGUCGACUUUGAAGCAAGAAGAAAAAAAAAAAACAGACCUAAAAUCUGAACUUGGAUUAUUUUGAAUCCAAACGUAGGCUGAGAUGAUCAGAAACACAUCAUUCAUAUUAUCUAAUUUCUGAAGCAUUUACUCUGGAAAAUGUUCAUUUUAAUAAAAUUAUUUCUUAACAAAUA
Molecule: messenger RNA, 2130 nt
Organism: Acanthopagrus latus (yellowfin seabream)
Lineage: Eukaryota; Metazoa; Chordata; Actinopteri; Spariformes; Sparidae
Gene: ddx56
Product: DEAD (Asp-Glu-Ala-Asp) box helicase 56
Exons: 14
Coding region: 87-1766 (559 amino acids)
Cellular component (GO): nucleolus
Molecular function (GO): nucleic acid binding; RNA helicase activity; ATP binding
Source: RefSeq, a predicted model, not a curated record